Molecule: messenger RNA, 855 nt
Organism: Charadrius vociferus (killdeer)
Lineage: Eukaryota; Metazoa; Chordata; Aves; Charadriiformes; Charadriidae
Gene: CCDC28A
Product: coiled-coil domain containing 28A
Exons: 5
Coding region: 229-783 (184 amino acids)
Source: RefSeq, a predicted model, not a curated record
CUGAUCAGGCAGGCCUGGGCAGCUUCUCCGGAAAACUAGAUUCUCUUGUUUGAAGAAAUGAGUGACUGCUCAUCUUUGAAGAAACUAUAAAACUGUAUUUCUGUGCACUGUGACCUUUUUUUCCCCCCUUGCUUUUAUUGUAAAUGCCAUUUUUAAUCGAUGUUUCUUACUUUUUUUUCUUCCCUUUGGAGGACGAGAAAUUAGUCUAGAUGCAGAAAAUUGGAAGAAAUGGAAGAAAGGAAAAUCAAGAGGAGGAGCCCCAAAUCAUCUACCACUCACCCUGCUCAGGUUGCUAACUCCAAGAAAAACUCAGUGCCAGUCAGUAAAAGUACAGCCUUUUCAAAUCCUGCACCACAGCCUGCGGUACAGAAACCAAAGCUAAAACGUGUAAUAAAAGAGAAAGCCAAACCUCCAGGAGGAGAAGCAAAAGGGGCACAGGCAGCACCCAUCCAGCAUUCUUUUCUCACAGAUGUAUCAGAUGUCCAGGAAAUGGAAAGGGGACUUCUGAGUCUCCUGAAUGACUUCCACUCUGGCAAACUUCAAGCAUUUGGAAAUGAAUGUUCCAUAGAGCAGAUGGAGCACGUGCGGAGUAUGCAGGAGAAACUUGCUCGCCUCAAUCUGGAGCUCUACGGGGAGCUGGAAGAACUCCCUGAAGAUAAAAGAAAACUAGCCAGUGACUCCAACCUGGAUAGACUGCUAUCAGAUCUAGAAGAACUGAAUUCAUCUAUCCAAAAACUACAUUUAGCUGAUGCUCAAGAUAUUCCAAAUAGUGCCACAGGCUGAAAGAACAGCUUUAUCAAUUUGGAUUCUCCCAGAAGCUUUUCUUUUUAUUUUUACUGACAGCGGAAUCUGGAA